This is a messenger RNA of Acipenser ruthenus (sterlet), 1308 nucleotides long. It is a transcript of the gene adat2, whose product is annotated as adenosine deaminase tRNA specific 2. Bases 247 to 813 code for a protein of 188 amino acids. Gene Ontology annotation, cellular component: cytoplasm; nucleus. NCBI's taxonomy places the organism in Eukaryota, Metazoa, Chordata, Actinopteri, Acipenseriformes, Acipenseridae. Gene Ontology annotation, molecular function: zinc ion binding; tRNA-specific adenosine-34 deaminase activity. Gene Ontology annotation, biological process: tRNA wobble adenosine to inosine editing. The record is from RefSeq and is a predicted model, not a curated record. The transcript has 7 exons.
AUCCCUGUGAAACUUUGACGGUUUACAUAUAGUUCCGCAUGUGAACACACAGAAACGUGCGAGCCUAUGCGCUUCUGCCUGUUUUGUUGAACCAACGAAAAUAUUUAAUGUUCUUGUUUAAACUCGUUAACUCGCCGUGAAAGUUCACAAGUGUGAUUGUGAGGUGUUGCUAACUGAAUACAAAAAUGUCACAAUGUUAAAGGUUUAAGAAGAUAAACAAACCCUUGAGAUUCUGUGAAAGCUAAGAUGGGAACACCAUGUGAAGGAUGUUCUCUGGACAACCAUGGUGUUUUUCAUCCAUGUGCAGAGGAAAUACAGAAAUGGAUGCAGAAAGCAUUUGAAAUGGCAAAAGACGCUUUAGACAAUGGUGAAGUACCUGUUGGAUGUCUCAUGGUUUACAACAAUGAGAUUCUGGGAAGAGGAAGAAAUGAAGUAAAUGAAACAAAAAAUGCCACCCGACAUGCAGAGAUGGUGGCUAUUGACCAGGUUCUGGAGUGGUGUCAUUGCAAUGACAAGGACCCUGGAGAUGUGUUUGAGCGCACUGUUCUCUAUGUAACCGUGGAGCCAUGUAUUAUGUGUGCAGGAGCACUGCGCUUAUUGAGAAUUCCACUGGUUGUUUAUGGCUGUAAGAAUGACAGGUUUGGAGGCUGUGGGUCUGUGCUGGACAUCCCUGCUGAUAAUUUGCCACAGACUGGAGCACCAUUUAAGUGUAUUUCAGGAUAUAGAGCCGAAGAAGCUGUGGAAAUGUUAAAAAUGUUUUAUAAGCAGGAGAACCCAAAUGCUCCUAAAUCUAAAGCAAGAAAGAAGGACUAAUACAAGCACUCUCAGCACAGAGUCAUCAAACAGACCUGUUUAACCAGCAGGGGGCUCCAUCUGCUUGGGAAUAUAGCAGUUUUGUGAGGGAAAUCGAGAGUAGCAUAAAGAAAACAUGUAUACUAUUGAUCUAAACUUUAUCAAGCAAAGGUUGAUGCAGAGGCUUUUUUGCAACUAGGAAUUCCUCCUAGAUAAUCCCUCCUGUUUCUCAAGUUUCAUGACGUGCAACUACUUAUGUUUUGUAAAUGGGGUUGGAAUUUUACUUUUUGAAAGCAACAUCACAUUUAUUUUUUUAACAUAGAUUAAUUCAACAAGAAAAAAAAAUACUUUUAUGUAAUGGGUGUGUUUCAAAGAACCACUGCAUUUAUUUGUUGUGAUUUUUAUAGCUUAUUAUGGUCUUAAAAAGCCUGUGACAAUUGAGAGUUGUUUACACUUGUGUACUUGCCCACUGCAUCUUUUUAAAACAAAUAAAAUAUAUAUUUUUUUGUCAUUGAA